AUGCUCGCUUGUUUGGCCAGGGGGAAUUUACUGGAUAUUCUUCAGGAGGGCUUCACGGAGCAACAGCUACAGGCGUAUGUGGCCUGGGUGAAUUCCCAGCUGAAGAAGAAGCCAAUAAUAAAGCCAGUCCAAGAUCUCAGACAAGAUCUCCGAGAUGGAGUCAUUCUUGCUUUGCUCAUUGAGAUUGUAGCUGGUGAGAAGUUGAAUGGCAUUCAGGCCAACCCCACCAGUCAGCAGCAGAUGAGGGAAAACGUGGAGAAAGUAUUACAGUUUGUGGCAUCAAAAAAAAUACGCAUGCAUCAGACAUCAGCAAAAGAUAUUGUUGAUGGGAACUUGAAAUCUAUCAUGAGGUUGAUCCUGGCUUUAGCUGCUCAUUUCAAACCAGGCUCCAGUAGAGCAAUGAAUCACAGCCCUGCUGGCACAGUGGGGAAAAACUUGUCAGCAUCAUCUGCAGGUCACAGGCCUCGCUCAGCUGCUGCAGUGGCCCAGGGGGCGGUGGCUGCUCUGGCAGAUGUUCGUCAAGAUGUCUUGCAAUCCGGGCGGGAUGUUUUCCGGCGCAGACAGAGAAAUAGCAACAUGGAUGAGGAGAUUGAAAACCCCUACUGGAGUGUCCGGGCACUCGUGCAGCAGUAUGAAGGGCAGCAGAACAUGCCAUUGGAGUCCCACUCUUCCAGUCUUACAUCACCUAGUCCUAUCCAUAGUGUGAAGAGCGAAUCCACUGUAGCCCCAUCAGAGGAGAAGGAAAGACUUGUGAUCAUCCACACUGAAGAAACAGAAACUAAAACAGAAGAGACAGAAUCUCAUUUCCAGCCUGAGUGGCAAGCUGGGAACCCUGGUCCAUAUUUGGAGAAUUCAUGGGAGGAGCAGCUUUUGGAACAACAGGACCAUUUGGAAAAGGAAAUGGAGGAAGCAAAGAAGAUGAUUUCAGGCUUGCAGGCUUUGUUGCUCAAUGGGUCUUUACCUGAGGAUGAGCAGGAAGGGUCCUUUGAACUUUGUGAACGUGGAGCCUGCCCUGAAGAGCAGCUGAUCAUAAUCCGAAGUCGCCUGGACCAGAGCGUGGAAGAAAAUCAAGACUUAAAGAAGGAGUUACUGAAAUACAAACAAGAAGCUCGAAACCUACAGGGAAUAAAGGAUGCUUUACAGCAAAGGCUGAUUCAACAGGAUGCGUCAGUUCUUCAGCUAAAGCAGGAACUGCUGAGAGCAAACAUGGACAAGGAGGAAUUGCACAACCAGAAUGUUGACCUUCAGAGGAAGGUUGAGGAGAGAAACCGGCUCCUGGCAGAAUACAAGAAAGAACUGUGCCAGAAGGAUCGGCAUUUACAACAGCAUCAGACCAAACUGGACGAAAUGCUUAGGCAGCUUUCUGAGGCCAGCUACCAACAGGUGGAUUUGGAGCGAGAGUUGGAGCACAAAGAGGCCUUGCUAGCUCACUGCAUGAAGAGAGAGGCUGAAGAGGUGAUGGCUUGCAGUGGACAUAGUCCUCAGAGCAAUGGUUUCCUCCAGACAGCAGGGAAAGGAGCUGCUCCCACAGCACACCGAGGGACAAAUGACUUGCAGCUGGUUCGUGAUGCUCUUCGCAGCCUCAGGAACAGUUUCAGCGGCCACGAUCCACAGCAUCACACUAUUGACAGCCUGGAGCAAGGCAUCUCCAGCCUAAUGGAACGCCUGUACCGUGUGGAAACACAGAAGAGGCAAGAAAGAAGGACCCGGGGGAAAUCACCAGCAAGCAGAGCAACAAAUGAGUGUAGAGACUCCUGGCCUCCCAAAUCCAAACUGCCUCAUUCUCACAGCACACCCGUGAUGAGCACUAGUGCCUGCACCAAAGUGUUAUACUUCACUGACCGCUCCCUCACACCUUUCAUGGUCAAUAUACCAAAGAGGUUAGGGGAAGUGACUCUGAAGGAUUUUAAGGUAGCUAUUGAUCGUGAAGGAACUCACCGGUACCAUUUCAAAGCCCUGGAUCCAGAGUUUGGCACAGUCAAGGAGGAGGUAUUCCAUGAUGAUGACAUCAUUCCUGGUUGGGAGGGGAAAAUUGUGGCCUGGGUGGAAGAAGACCAUGGAGAGAAUUAA
This is a messenger RNA of Nestor notabilis (Kea), 2070 nucleotides long. RefSeq names its product DIX domain containing 1 (gene DIXDC1). The coding region runs from base 1 to 2070 and encodes 689 amino acids. Gene Ontology annotation, cellular component: cytosol. The record is from RefSeq and is a predicted model, not a curated record. Gene Ontology annotation, biological process: canonical Wnt signaling pathway. Gene Ontology annotation, molecular function: protein binding. The transcript is spliced from 20 exons. NCBI's taxonomy places the organism in Eukaryota, Metazoa, Chordata, Aves, Psittaciformes, Psittacidae.